Molecule: messenger RNA, 2931 nt
Organism: Vanderwaltozyma polyspora DSM 70294
Lineage: Eukaryota; Fungi; Ascomycota; Saccharomycetes; Saccharomycetales; Saccharomycetaceae
Gene: OSH3
Product: oxysterol-binding protein related protein OSH3
Exons: 1
Coding region: 1-2931 (976 amino acids)
Biological process (GO): maintenance of cell polarity; ER to Golgi ceramide transport; endocytosis
Cellular component (GO): cytosol; intracellular membrane-bounded organelle; perinuclear endoplasmic reticulum
Molecular function (GO): sterol binding
Source: RefSeq, a predicted model, not a curated record
AUGGAAACCUUGGACGUUCAAAGUAGGUCCUUUGUGGUUCGAUGGGUAAAGUGUGCCAGUGGAGAUACCGUUGAUUAUCAGGUCAAACCGUUGAAAAAAUCAAUCGAGUUAGGUAUUUAUAAAAGGUUGAAAAAUUCUGUUGAUGCUCAAUCUGUUUCUGUUCAUAUCGCUCCUGAUACUCAAGCUUUGUUAGAUUAUACAACUAAGGCACUUCUCAGCAGGUCUACUACUAGUUCUUAUAACAAUGUUACGAAUCAAGAAAACCGAGUUAGUUUAGAUGUCACCGACUCUCAAUUAUUAAAGAAAAGAUCUAACACUCAUUCUAGUGAUGUGAAGAAAAAUGACAAGCCUCAUAGAUCUCUCUCUCUGACACACAUCCAGCAACAAUCGAAGGAAAUCCCUCUUCGUGAUAAAUUGGCGGCAGCUGGGUUCUCCCUUGUCGAAUGGGUGGGCCAUGUCUCUGGUAAUGAACUAACUCAAGGUACUUUAGAGGUCAAAGACGAUGAUUAUUACUAUGCUUUUAUUUUAGAUAAUACAGCAUCUAAAAACGUCAAGAAAAGAAUCUUGUUCAAUGCUAGUGUCCGUCAUUCGGCAGAUUAUAAGCCAAAGGAGGUUAUUCGCAUCAAUUCUUCAGCUUCAAGAAUAUCUAAACCAAGAUUAUCAUCUGCAUCAUCAUCAUCAAAGGAAAAUUUAGAUGUAUUGACUGUGGGGCAAGGAAGAUAUCUACAAGGUUAUCUUUAUAAAAAGAGAAGAAAGAAAUUACAGGGUUUCAAGAAAAGAUUUUUUUCAUUGGAUUUCAAAUAUGGCACUCUUUCUUACUAUGUUAACGAGCAAAAUCAGACGUGUCGUGGUGAAAUUGUUAUUAGUUUAUCUACUGUAAGUGCAAACAAAAAGGAUAAAUUAAUUAUUAUAGAUUCUGGUAUGGAAAUAUGGGCUCUAAAAGCUAGCAGUGUUACACUAUGGCAAAAAUGGGUGGAUGCUUUACAAUCUUGUUUUGAUGAAACUGAAGUUAAUGAAAAAGAAGAAACUAUCGAUGAAUCACUCACUCCAAAUAAUUCUAAUGGUAGAAAAUCUCAGAGACGUUCUUCGAAAAUGAUGUCAUAUUUAUCAACAACUCAAGGUCCAUAUAUCCCAUUACCUCAGGAAAAAUAUUCGGAAUUCACUGCUACUUUAAAAUUAAUAAAACAAAAAUUAGAAAACUGUAAAAUUGAAUCAAAAUCGUAUGUUCCAAUUAGCGAUCCUACAAGUUCAACAGCACUUUCCAGAACAUCGAGUCUUUCUUCACAAGGUGAAGAAGUUAAACAUGGCAACUUUAAUUAUUCAAAUUCAAACAUGCAAUCUAUGGAUUCUUUAGCAACUGAUUAUGGGGGAAAUUCACCAAUUGAAUUAUCGAAGCCAAAUUAUCAUCAGUUAUAUCAACAUUUAUCUGAUCUGGAAUUAUUUUUGGACCAAUUCGUAUCCCAAAGUUUUGUUUUGCAAAGAGAUCACCAAUGUGUAUCUAGACAAGCUACUGAGAAUAGGAUUUCAUCAAUUUCAGGCUUUAGUGAUGAUGAAUAUUUUGAUGCUGAAGAACUUACAACACAGGGUGUUAUACUUAUCCCGGAUGAAGCAGUAGACGGCGACCAGAUGUUAGCAGAACUUGAAGAAAAUCAUGAUAAAUAUAUUGAUGAUGUAUAUGAAAAAGUUUUAAAAACUAUUGAUGAUGAGACUACUUUGGAAUACAUUUCUAAUCCCGAUGAUACCUUUGAAGAUAUUACGGAAGACUUCAAUGAUAAUAUUUUAUAUCCUUUACCUCAGAUCAAUAGUUUAGUUAAACGUCGUAAUGAUGUUAAACCUUCUAAUUCCGAGCCCGUAGGUUUAUUAUCAUUUUUAAGAAAAAAUGUAGGAAAGGAUUUAAGCUCUAUAUCGAUGCCUGUUUCUUCAAAUGAACCUAUAUCCAUUCUUCAGCUAAUUUCAGAAUCAUUUGAGUAUGCAGAUCUACUAAAGAGGAUUUCAGAUUCAGACUCAGUUUUACAACCAUUAUCUGUUAUAUCUUCAUUCGCUGUUUCAAUGUUAUCCAUUUAUAGGGAUAAAACUAGAGCAUUGAGAAAACCAUUUAAUCCUUUAUUAGGAGAGACCUUUGAAUUCGUUAGUGAUAAAAUGGAAUUUCGCUUAGUUGCCGAAAAGGUCUGUCAUAAGCCUCAAAUAUUUGCCUUCCAUGCUGAACAUUCUGACUGGGAAUGUAGUUAUACAGUAUCACCAACACAAAAAUUCUGGGGUAAAUCAAUAGAACUUAAUAAUGACGGUAUAAUGCAAUUGAGAAUUAAGAAUAUGAACGAAGUAUUCGAAUGGUCUCAGCCAACAACCAUGUUGAAGAACUUAAUAGCCGGUGAAAGAUAUAUGGAACCAAUUGAUGAAUUUAAAGUCACUUCUUCAAAUGGUGGUUAUUCAAGAGUUAUAUUUACAUCUGCUGGUAUGUUUGGAGGGAGAUCAGAAAAUUUAGCUGUAAAUGUUUCUCCUUCGAGAAGCAGUAGUUAUAAAAAGGUUACAUUAUCUGGUAAAUGGACCGAAUCAAUUAAAGACAAAAAUAGUAAUAAGGUGAUUUGGAAGGUGAAUGAGCUUGUAAGCAAUCCUAAGAAGAAGUAUGGUUUUACAAAGUUUACUGCUAAUUUAAAUGAAAUUACAUCUAUUGAAAAAGGCAAUAUUCCACCAACUGACUCAAGGUUGAGACCUGAUAUUAGAGCUUAUGAAAAUGGCGAAAUUGAUAAAGCUGAAAAAUUGAAACUAGAACUUGAACAGAUGCAACGUGAUAGAAGAAAUGAAGGCAAGGACGUUAAGCCACAAUAUUUCAAAAAAGUUUCUGAUAAUAAAUGGGAAUUUAUUCGUGGUAAAAAUGGAUACUGGGAUAGGAGAAAGAGACAUGAUUGGUCUAAUGUCGUCCCUCUCUGGUAG